Molecule: messenger RNA, 5719 nt
Organism: Marmota flaviventris (yellow-bellied marmot)
Lineage: Eukaryota; Metazoa; Chordata; Mammalia; Rodentia; Sciuridae
Source: RefSeq, a predicted model, not a curated record
AUGGCAGGGCCACAUCCCAAUCCGUGGGUCAGGCUGCUGCUGGCAGCUCUACUGAGUGUCAGCUUUCCUGGGAGCACAGCCAACCUCUGCAAGAAGGCUCAGGUGAAGAGCUGCACGGAGUGCAUCCGUGUGCACCCGGACUGCGCCUACUGCACGGACGAGAUGUUCAAGGAGCGGCGCUGCAACACCCAGAUCGAGCUGCUGGCCGCAGGCUGCCGGCAGGAAAGCAUAGUGGUCAUGGAGAGCAGCUUGGAGAUCACAGAGGAGACCCAGAUCGAUACCACCCUCCGCCGCAGCCAGGUGUCCCCCCAGCGCCUACAGGCCCGCCUGCGACCGGGCGAAGAGCGGCACUUUGCACUCGAGGUGUUUGAGCCCCUGGAGAGCCCUGUGGACCUGUAUAUCCUCAUGGACUUCUCCAACUCCAUGUCCGACGACUUGGACAACCUUAAGAAGAUGGGGCAGGACCUGGCCCAGGUCCUGAGCCAGCUCACCAGUGACUACACUAUUGGAUUUGGCAAGUUUGUGGACAAAGUCAGCGUCCCUCAGACAGACAUGAGGCCCGAGAAGCUGAAGGAACCCUGGCCCAACAGUGACCCUCCAUUCUCCUUUAAGAACGUCAUCAGCUUGACGGAGGAUGUGAACGAAUUCCGGAGUAAGCUGCAGGGAGAGCGGAUCUCAGGCAACCUGGACGCUCCUGAAGGUGGCUUUGAUGCCAUCCUGCAGACAGCUGUGUGCACGGGGGCCAUCGGCUGGCGCCCCGACAGCACCCAUCUGCUGGUGUUCUCCACUGAGUCAGCCUUCCACUAUGAGGCCGAUGGUGCCAACGUGCUGGCUGGCAUCAUGAGCCGCAAUGAUGAGAAGUGCCACCUGGAUGCCACGGGCACCUACACCCAGUACAAUAUGCAGGACUACCCUUCAGUGCCCACGCUUGUGCGCCUGCUCGCCAAGCACAACAUUAUCCCCAUCUUCGCUGUUACCAACUACUCCUACAGCUACUAUGAGAAGCUUCAUACAUACUUCCCGGUCUCCUCGCUGGGGGUGCUGCAACAGGACUCAUCCAACAUCGUGGACCUGCUAGAAGAAGCCUUCAAUCGCAUUCGCUCCAACCUCGACAUCCGGGCCCUAGACAGCCCACGAGGGCUGCGGACAGAGGUCACCUCCAAGAUGUACCAGAAGACAAAGUCAGGGUCCUUUCACAUCAGGCGGGGAGAAGUGGGAACUUACGAUGUGCAACUGCGGGCUGCGGAAGACGUGGAUGGAACACACGUGUGCCAGCUGGCGGAAGAGGACCAGAGGGGAAACAUCCACCUGAAGCCCUCCUUCUCCGACGGCCUCUGGAUGGACGUGGGCAUCAUCUGUGACGUGUGCACCUGCGAGCUGCAAAAAGAGGUGCGGUCAGCUCGCUGCGACUACCACGGAGACUUCAUGUGUGGACACUGUGUGUGCAACGAGGGCUGGAGCGGCAAGACCUGCAACUGCUCCACUGGCUCACUGAGUGACACUGAGCCCUGCAUCCGCGAGGGUGAGGACAAGCCAUGCUCAGGCCGCGGGGAGUGCCAGUGCGGACGUUGCGUGUGCUAUGGUGAAGGCCGCUAUGAGGGUCACUUCUGCGAGUAUGACAACUUCCAGUGUCCCCGCACCUCCGGGUUCCUCUGCAAUGACCGGGGACGCUGCUCCAUGGGCCAGUGUGUGUGUGAGCCUGGUUGGACAGGCCUGAGCUGUGACUGUCCCCUCAGCAAUGCCACCUGCAUCGACAGCGAUGGGGGCAUCUGUAAUGGGCGUGGCUACUGCGAGUGUGGCCGCUGCCACUGCAACCAGCAGUCGCUCUACACGGACACCACCUGCGAGAUCAACUACUCAGCGAUCCGCCUGGGCCUCUGCGAGGACCUGCGCUCCUGUGUGCAGUGCCAGGCCUGGGGCACUGGGGAGAAGAAGGGGCGCAUGUGCGAGGAGUGCAGCUUCAAGGUCAAGAUGGUGGACGAGCUCAAGAAAGCUGAGGAGGUGGUGGAGUACUGCUCCUUCCGGGACGAGGACGACGACUGCACCUACAGCUACACCGUGGAGGGUGACGGCUCCCCGGGGCCCAACAGCACCGUCCUGGUGCACAGGAAGAAGGACUGCCCUCCCGGCUCCUGGUGGCUCAUCUUCCUGCUCAUCCCCCUCCUGCUGCUGCUGGCACUGCUGCUGCUGCUCUGCUGGAAGUACUGUGCCUGCUGUAAGGCCUGUCUGGCACUUCUCCCUUGCUGCAACCGAGGUCACAUGGUCGGCUUUAAGGAAGACCACUACAUGUUGCGGGAGAAUUUGAUGGCCUCAGACCACCUGGACACACCCAUGCUGCGCAGUGGGAACCUCAAGGGGCGGGACACGGUCCGCUGGAAGAUCACCAACAACGUGCAGCGGCCUGGCUUUGCCACCCACGCCGCCAGCACCAACCCCACAGAGCUCGUGCCCUAUGGGCUGUCCCUGCGCCUUGCCCGCCUCUGCACCGAGAACCUGAUGAAGCCUGGCACUCGAGAAUGUGACCAGCUGCGCCAGGAGGUGGAAGAGAAUCUCAACGAGGUGUACAGACAGGUCCCUGGUGCACACAAGCUCCAGCAGACAAAGUUCCGGCAACAGCCCAAUGCUGGGAAAAAGCAAGACCACACCAUUGUGGACACGGUGCUGAUGGCGCCCCGCUCGGCCAAGCAGACCCUCCUGAAGCUGACAGAGAAGCAGGUGGAGCAGGGGUCCUUCCAUGAGCUCAAAGUGGCCCCCGGCUACUACACCCUCACUGCAGAGCAGGACGCCCGGGGCAUGGUGGAGUUCCAGGAGGGCGUGGAGCUGGUGGACGUGCGCGUGCCCCUCUUCAUCCGGCCUGAAGACGACGAUGAGAAGCAGCUCCUGGUGGAGGCCAUCGAUGUGCCCGUAGGCACUGCCACCCUUGGCCGCCGCCUGGUAAACAUCACCAUCAUCAAGGAGCAAGCAAGUGGCGUGGUGUCCUUUGAGCAAUCUGAGUACUCAGUGAGCCGUGGGGAGCAGGUGGCCCGCAUUCCUGUCAUCCGGCGCAUCCUGGACAAUGGCAAGUCCCAGGUCUCCUACCGCACACAGGACAACACAGCACAGGGCAACCGGGACUACAUUCCUGUGGAGGGCGAGCUGCUGUUCCACCCUGGAGAGACCUGGAAGGAGCUGCAGGUGAAGCUCCUGGAGCUGCAGGAAGUAGAUUCCCUCCUUCGGGGCCGUCACAGCCGCCGCUUCCAUGUCCAACUUAGCAACCCCAAGUUUGGGACCCGCCUGGGCCAGCCCCACUCAGCAACCGUCAUCAUUGGGGACCGAGAUGAACUGGACCUGAGCCUCAUAAAUCAGACGGGGUCAUCACCGCCACCUCCCCGUGGGGACCUGGGAGCCCCACAGAACCCCAAUGCCAAGGCUGCUGGGUCCCGGAAGAUCCAUUUCAACUGGCUGCCUCCUCCUGGCAAGCCGAUGGGGUACAGGGUGAAGUACUGGAUCCAGGGUGACUCCGAGUCCGAAGCCCACCUGCUUGAUAGCAAGGUGCCCUCGGUGGAGCUCACCAACCUCUACCCGUACUGUGACUAUGAGAUGAAGGUGUGUGCCUAUGGGGCACAGGGCGAGGGUCCCUACAGCUCCCCGGUGUCCUGCCGCACCCACCAAGAAGUACCCAGUGAGCCUGGGCGUCUGGCCUUCAAUGUCGUCUCCUCUACGGUGACACAGCUGAGCUGGGCUGAGCCAGCUGAGACCAAUGGCGAGAUCACAGCCUACGAAGUCUGCUAUGGCCUGGUGAAUGAGGACAACCGACCCAUUGGGCCCAUGAAGAAGGUGCUGGUGGACAGCCCCAAGAACCGGAUGCUGCUCAUCGAGAAUCUACGAGAAUCCCAGCCAUAUCGCUACACGGUGAAGGCGCGCAAUGGGGCAGGCUGGGGACCUGAGCGGGAGGCCAUCAUCAACCUGGCCACUCAGCCCAAGAGGCCCAUGUCCAUCCCCAUCAUCCCAGACAUCCCCAUCGUGGACGCCCAGGGUGGGGAAGACUAUGAAAGCUUCCUUAUGUACAGUGACGACGUUCUGCGCUCCCCAGCAGGCAGUCAGAGGCCCAGCGUCUCUGAUGACACCGGCGGCGGCUGGAAGUUCGAGCCCCUGCUGGGGGAGGAGCUGGACCUGCGGCACGUCACGUGGCGGCUGCCCCCGGAGCUCAUCCCGCGCCUGUCGGCCAGCAGCGGGCGCUCUUCUGACGACGGCGGCGCGGGGAGCGCGGCCGGGGAGGGCAGCAGCCGGGCCCGCAGCGCGACGCCCGGGCCCCCCGGAGAGCACCUGGUGAAUGGUCGAAUGGACUUUGCCUUCCCAGGCAGUGCCAACUCCCUACACAGGAUGACAGCGGCCAAUGCCACCUAUGGCACCCACCUGAGCCCACAUCUGCCCCACCGUGUGCUGAGCACCUCCUCCACCCUCACUCGGGACUACCACUCGCUGACCCGCACACAGCACUCACAGUCGUCCACACUGCCCAGAGACUACUCCACCCUCACCUCCCUCUCCUCCCAGGAUUCUCGAGGUGCCAUGGGUGUGCCUGACACACCCACCCGCCUUGUGUUCUCCGCCCUGGGACCCACAUCUCUGAAAGUGAGCUGGCAGGAGCCUCAGUGUGAGCGCCUGCUACUGGGCUACAGUGUGGAGUACCAGCUGCUGAAUGGCGGCGAGCUACACAGGCUCAACAUCCCCAACCCUGGCCAAACUUCUGUGGUGGUGGAAGACCUCCUGCCCAACCACUCCUACGUGUUCCGUGUGCGGGCCCAGAGCCAGGAGGGCUGGGGCCGAGAGCGUGAGGGUGUCAUCACCAUUGAAUCACAGGUGCACCCGCAGAGCCCACUCUGCCCCCUGCCAGGAUCUGCCUUCACUCUGAGCACCCCCAGUGCCCCAGGCCCAUUGGUGUUCACUGCCCUGAGCCCCGAUUCACUGCAGCUGAGCUGGGAGCGGCCACGGAGGCCCAAUGGUGACAUCCUCGGCUAUCUGGUGACCUGUGAGAUGGCCCAAGGAGGAGGGCCAGCCACUACAUUCCGGGUGGAUGGAGACAACCCUGAGAGCCGGCUGACCGUGCCUGGCCUCAGUGAGAACGUGCCCUACAAGUUCAAGGUGCAGGCCAGGACUACCGAGGGCUUCGGGCCAGAGCGUGAAGGCAUCAUCACCAUUGAGUCCCAGGAUGGAGGUCCCUUCCCACAGCUGGGCACCCAUUCCGGGCUCUUCCAGCACCCACUGCAAGGCGAGUACAGCAGCAUCACCACCACCCACACCAGCACCACUGAGCCCUUCCUAAUGGAUGGACUGACCCUGGGGUCCCAGCACCUAGAGACAAGUGGCUCUCUCACCCGGCACGUGACCCAGGAAUUUGUGAGCCGGACACUGACUACCAGUGGAACCCUCAACGCCCAGGUGGACCAACAGUUUUACCAAACAUGACCCACCAACCUCACCAGUGUUCUGGAACCUGGGCUCCCUCCCUGCCUCUUCUUUCCAGCACUCCCUCAGCCACUCCAUCCUUGGACCCCAACCUGGGGCCCAGCCCCACCUUCAUGCUGACCACAGAGCCAGCACCUCUUGCCAUGGAGCAGGGGCCAGGUAUCCUGUAGGAAGCACGAAGGGGGCAGAGGUCUCAGAAGGCCCUUUGGCUGUCCCUGCCCCACGCUGGCCCAAACUUAUUUGUAACCAAAGAGCUGGGACCAGGACAAGG